Verticillium dahliae VdLs.17 is the source of this 1083-nucleotide messenger RNA. RefSeq names its product Znf1p. Gene Ontology annotation, molecular function: ubiquitin protein ligase activity; zinc ion binding. The record is from RefSeq and is a predicted model, not a curated record. The transcript is spliced from 4 exons. Lineage: Eukaryota; Fungi; Ascomycota; Sordariomycetes; Glomerellales; Plectosphaerellaceae. Bases 1 to 1083 code for a protein of 360 amino acids.
AUGGAAAAUACACGCGCAGACAGCUCGGCUGCCACCUAUCUUGAUGCUUGCCCCAGGGCGCAUGCUGCUUCUGUUCGUCAGCCAACAACGCAUGAGACGUCAUCGCCAGCGAAGAGCGGUCCAUCUCAGAAUAAUCCAUCAGCCGCUGCUCCAUCAACUCCCUCUAGCAGCAAGAAGAGGAAAGCACAGCCAGAAUCCCCAAAGUCGGAGAAGCGUCAAAGAAGGUUUCGACCUGAGCCACCCAAGAGUUUCUACACCGUCUAUGAGCGCGCGCUCUCCCAACGAUUCUAUGUGAUCAAGCGUGAACGCGGGGGGACCGCAGAAUGCCCCGAAGAGACAAUCGAGCUGGCUGGGUCGACGGGCAAUGUCUAUAGCAUUCACAUUGGCCAGAAUCCGUCAUGCAACUGCCCCCAUGCACGGAAGGGCAACCAGUGCAAGCACAUUCUUUACGUCAUGGCCCGCGUGCUGCGUGCCAGGUUCCAGCACGUGUACCAGCUUGCCCUCCUGAGCAGCGAGCUCCGCGAGAUCUUCGCCGCCGCGCCUCCCAUCGACAGCAAAGACGCACUCGAUGCCGCCAAGGACCCAAGUGCUUCGGCCGAUGACCGACGGAAGCCGGUCGAGGGCGACUGUCCCAUCUGCUUUGACGGACUGGACGCCUCGAGGAACGAGCAGGUCGUCUGGUGCCGGGCCGCCUGUGGGCAGAACAUUCACCGCGACUGCUUCCAGACCUGGGCCAAGACGAAGCGUCAGUUGGAGGUAACUUGCCCCCUUUGUCGCAGCGUGUGGGAAGGGGACGAAGAGAUGGUCAAGACGAUGAGGGGUGGAAGCCACGUUAACAAUGAGGGCUACGUGAAUGUUGCUGAUCAGCUUGGAAUCAGCGGCGUCCGAGACACAAGCAGUUACUACUCGAGCUACUCGUCAUGGAGACGACCGUGGUACGGGCAGUAUGAUGGCGGACAAGAUGGCUAUGAUGACGAUGAAGACGAGAUAUGUGAUGCAUACGAUGACGACGAGAUAUAUGAUGCAUUCGAUGACGAAGAGGACGAAGAAGACGAGGAGGGCGAGGGCGAGAAAGACGUUUAG